GCCUCGGCAGUCAUCUCCGAAUCCCUGACGCUGACCUGCACUCCGGGUACUGCCUUGCAGUCCGCCUCCUUCAAGAACAGCAAAGAUGAUGGGUGGAGUGGAUCUCUGACCUGCUGCUACGUGGCAUCUAUGGUGCUUGGAGUGCCAAGCACAGGCUACCUGGACACGCAGAGGCUGGAGGAGUGGGAGGGUGUCUACUGCCCAGCAGCGCGAGACCUGAGCGGCCGGCUGCAGUACCAGCAGCGGAGCUCCUUCCGAGCUCCCCGCGCUGGGAGCUCCACCUUGGAGGGAAACCUGUCCUUCGACUACACCUCGGGGCAGUGGUGCUUGCAUGGCGUCGGCUGUGCUGCCAGCACCACAGACGACCCCUUGUCUGGGCUUGCCGGCGCAAGCUGGGAGGUUGUGGCCGUCACUGACUUCAACGGCCAGUAUCAGGCGUCGUCCUCCAGCUCAGGAACGCGCACCCGAACCCGGCAAAAGCCGGCCCUCAUCCAAUUCCACGCUGAGAAGGUGGAAGUGGCUGAGGAGUGCAAAGAGGAAGUGCCAGACUGGAACACUGUGGGAAAGAGCCUGAGCAGUGAAAACCCCUGCUCUUACGUGACAGGGAAGAAGGCCGACAGCUAUUCAGACUUCGAGCAUGAAAAGGGCAAAGGCGCCAACUGGUGGGAGUUUAAAGAUGGAAAGCUGGCGACGGUAGAUGACCUCAAGGGUGGGAAAGGUGGUGCCGGCUACAGCUAUGAGAAGAUCUUGGACUGCUGGGAGCGCCAGGAGGAGAGAGAAUCCGACAUGUCCGAGGCGGAGUUUGCCUUUGACGAGACCCUGAAGGGCGCCACGCUCGUGAAGGAUUAUGCCACGCCGGGUUGUUUUGGGUUACCGGAAGCCGUUGCAGCUCCCCUAGGUCUGGGAGAAAUACAAGAGCUCAGCGAGUUUUGCGAGUCUUUCGUGGAGAACGAGUUUGACGUGGUAGCCACUGCAGCCGAGAUGCUGAUGGCUUCUGCCCAAUACCACAAGCAGCAGGCAGAUGCGGCCGACUGCAAAGGGAACCACGCGGCUUUCGCCCGCAUCUGGUGUGACCUGCACUGCGUGCGCUCCGCAGUGCAAGAAGGUGACAAGGCCAUCCUCGCUUCCCUGGAGAAGGCCGUGAGCGUGCUGGACACGAACGUGGAUCGGUUGCUCCAGUACUACACGGGGCUGGUCGGAGACAAAGUCGACGCGUUGCGGGCCGACGUGGAGAACAAGUCCGGAGACACCGAGGCCGCCCAAGUGAAGGAGCUGAAGGCUUCGCUGGCAGCCAAGCUCCACGGCCUGCGGAAUUUGUAUCAGGUGACUGCUUUGGAUGCCGUGCACACAACCGCCGCCGAGCUCUUGCUCCAACAGUUCAUGCAGGAUGUGCGCCAGAGCAUGGCCAGCAAGUCUCCGCAUGCCAGCCUUGCGGACCACGUGGAGGACGUGGAGGCAGCUGCAAAGAUCUUGGCCCACGCUGGCGGACUCAAAGCGAGCGACGCCGUGGCGCAGAACGUGGCCCGUUCGGCGGCCAAAAUGCAAGACUUAGCCCGGACAAGGAGCCACAUGCUGGGUGUCUACGAGCACCGGGCCCUCAACUCCAAGGCCCGCCAGCAGCGCUUGGUUACUGCGGCCGAAACUGGCAGCGCGCAGCUGUUGCUCGAAGGUCAAGCCUCAGAGAACGCUUGGCCGGUGAUCCUCGAGUUGGAUACCACGUGGUGGGCUUUGCGGGCAGCCUUCGACAUCUACUUGGAGAAGGCCAAGCGGCAUGCCCAGAGUUACCUCCACGCAUCGCAACUCCUGCAGGACUAUGUGGGCUGCUCCGCAGAGUUUGCAGAGGUGCGGGCCGCGUACGGACAUCUGCUCAAUGCGGAGGAAGCUGCUGAGCACGCACUGGAGGAGGCGUGGACCAGCAUGCUGCCCCUGAGCGGCCUCCUCGUGUCGAAGUUGGUGGACUCGAAUGCGCUCAUCAAGCUGAGUCUCCAGGAUGCCAAAGAUGCCCUGGAGAGCCUGGAGCUCGAGGCCAAGGAUUGUGCCCAGUUGGAGGCAUCGACGGGCCCUGCGCUGAAUCGAAGUCUUGCCCUGGGCCUGAUGGGCCAGACCGUCCGGCAAGCAACUACCAUGUUCGGGGAGCUGCUGCUCCUGAAGCAGCGCAGCCCGCGGCCCCUGGAAAACAUGGAUGUGCUCUACCAGAGCCUGGAGCGCCUGGCGCGGAACCUGAAGCAGAGCGCCUCGCUCCAGCCUGCCCUGCACGAGAAGUUCGCGGGGCAAGCCCGCGCAAAGCUCUGCGAAGGGUAG
Messenger RNA from Symbiodinium natans, 2301 nucleotides. NCBI's taxonomy places the organism in Eukaryota, Dinophyceae, Suessiales, Symbiodiniaceae. The record is from the annotation of a GenBank genome assembly.